CGGAAAUUGUCGAACGUUUGCGCCUCUCGCUCCGCUUUAACCCUCUCUGGAAAUACCUUACCGACAUUGUUUGAAAUAGUUAUAGCCUACAUUGGGCUGCAUUGAUCACAGUGUAUUAAAACAUAAACGGACGGAAAUCUUUGUCCUGCGAGGCGACAUCCAAUACUAAAAGUGUGUCGUUUUGUGAACGAAAGGGCAAAGCUACCUGUGGCCUGCAGCUUGGAGCAUGGAGGAGAACAACUUGCAGCUGCUGUAUGACAUUGACGAUGGACUGGACUCUGAAGAGGUGGCUUCCCUCAAGUUCCUCUGCAGUGACGUCCUAGGUAGGAAACCACUACAGAAAGUCAAUGAUGGCCGUGACCUCUUCAUGCGUCUGAACGAAAAGGGUCAUAUGGAAGACGACAUGAUGUUCCUGAAAGAGCUGCUGUACACCAUCAAACGCUAUGAUCUGCUGAAGAUGAUGAAGACAACUGAGCAGGAGGUGUGCAGUUCACUCCAAAUGCACAGUAAUUCUUAUGGUGGCCUGUCCACCUACAGGAAGAUGCUUUUUGAUAUAGCUGAUAAUAUGACGAGUGAAAAACUGAAUUCCUUCAAGUUCCUGGUGAAUCUGCCCCGAGGGAAAUUAGAGGCCUCCGCAACCAUCUUCGAUGUUCUAACAGAAAUGGAGAAACAGCAGCAGCUUACUGAGGAUAAUGUGGAGCACCUGGAACGGAUCCUCAAUCAGUGUGAUAAAGAUCUGGCUAGAAAGGUGGAAAAGUACAGGCUAAAUAAAACAGGUGAUGGCAGAUGGCCUGAAUAUGGAAACAGUCUUCAUUCAGAGUCCAUGAGUAUUGCAGAAAUGCAUAGAGGAGAGGACUAUGAAGACAGAUUCCGUAACCGUGGUCUGAGUGUGGUAUCAGAUGCAGGGCCGGUGACAAAUGAAAUAACUAAGGAGGAAGACGUGGAGAGCUAUACGAUGAAUUCCCGUCCCCGUGGAUACUGUUUGAUAAUAAAUAACUACAGAUUUUCGCACCCUGAGUAUAGACACCGAGAUGGGACAGAAAAGGAUGCAGAGGACUUGCGGAGGCUAUUUGAAAGGCUGCAAUUUAUGGUAGAAGAUCAAACAGACCUGUCUGGUCACGAUAUGAGGAUGGUUCUGGAAAAAUAUGCUACACUGGACCAUUCUGCUUACAACGCUCUUGUCGUCUGUGUUCUCUCCCAUGGGCUGGAGGGCAAAGUACUGGGUGUGGAUGGGGAAGAAGUGUCCAUCAAACAGCUUUACAGGCCUUUCGCCCACUGUCCUACACUGGUCGGCAAGCCCAAGCUAUUUUUCAUCCAGGCCUGCCAGGGCGCUGCAUUACAAACAGGUCACUUGUUAGAGGAUGGACCUAACCAGCAACUAGAUGAACUAUUAGAAGAGGAUGCUCUAAAUCCACUAGUUAAUAAACCGUCUGUUGCAGUCGAGGCAGAUGUGUUGAUAGGCAUGUCAACAGUGGAGGAAUUUAAGUCAUUCCGUCAUACCAUGACUGGGUCCAUCUACAUCCAGGCCCUGUGCAAAGCGUUGGAAACUGGGUGCCAAAGGAAGGAGGACCUGCACACUAUCCUCACACGUGUGAACAAUGAUGUCAGCAAAGGUGUCUUUAAUAACUGGAAACAGAUGCCUCAACAAAAAUCCACUCUGAGAAAGAAGCUGGUUCUAACUAUGGACUAGAUAAAACCAAACUACUAAAUGAAGUCGGCAUGCAAAAUUGUCGUCCCUCUUGAGACAUUUUAUUUUUAUUAAGGAGAACCUGUUGAAAACUUGUCGAGCUAAGUUUUUGUGCAUCAGCAAAUGAAAUAUUACUCAUUAAGGAUACAAGUCUUGUGCUGUCUUUUUCCACUACUUUUGGGAUUCACUUGAUGCCUUCAACUCAAAACCUAUGCUCUGUCUCUGACAUGCACUUCUUGACACUGCUUCAAACUCAAUUUGCAAUGUACUAUGUUUUUUAUAUAUUGGAGGGGAAGAACUGAAUGAAUACACAUGAAAAUGUUACUUAGAUUGUAAGAUACGUUUUUCCAAGUCUUUUUAAAAGAAUGUACUCUUCAGGGAUAUAAUACCAUUGUGAAAUAAAUGGGAAGAGAGAUAAUAUGAGACACAGUUGUAGGACAUAAAUCUUUCUUUAAACACUGUUCUUUUCCCCCACUUUUUGCCAUGUAACAUACAUUUGUUCCCUUUGUUCCAUCAUUGUCACUUAAUCCUAUACAAUGCAAUAAAAACAAUGUAUAUUUUCAAUCUAAAAAAAU
Messenger RNA from Alosa alosa (allis shad), 2262 nucleotides. RefSeq names its product caspase 8, apoptosis-related cysteine peptidase (gene casp8). Bases 227 to 1690 code for a protein of 487 amino acids. Lineage: Eukaryota; Metazoa; Chordata; Actinopteri; Clupeiformes; Clupeidae. Gene Ontology annotation, biological process: negative regulation of extrinsic apoptotic signaling pathway via death domain receptors; proteolysis. The transcript has 10 exons. The record is from RefSeq and is a predicted model, not a curated record. Gene Ontology annotation, molecular function: protein binding; cysteine-type endopeptidase activity.